This is a messenger RNA of Fibroporia radiculosa, 585 nucleotides long. RefSeq lists its product as uncharacterized. The record is from RefSeq and is a predicted model, not a curated record. Gene Ontology annotation, cellular component: proteasome core complex; proteasome core complex, beta-subunit complex; nucleus. The coding region runs from base 1 to 585 and encodes 194 amino acids. Gene Ontology annotation, biological process: proteasomal protein catabolic process. NCBI's taxonomy places the organism in Eukaryota, Fungi, Basidiomycota, Agaricomycetes, Polyporales, Fibroporiaceae. Gene Ontology annotation, molecular function: peptidase activity. The transcript has 3 exons.
AUGGAUAUUUCAUUCGCUCUCACCGGGAAAGGCUUCGUGAUAGUCGCAGCAGACACUACUGCCGCGCGUUCCAUCGUCAAGAUGAAGUUGGACGAGGACAAGAUCAAGGUCCUUAGUCCACAUCUACUUAUGGCUUUCUCAGGAGAGCCAGGCGACACUGUUCAAUUUGCGGAAUAUGUCGAGCGCAACAUUCGAUUGUACCAGAUCCGGAACACAUACGCUCUGCGGCCAUCUUCCGCUGCUUCGUGGAUUCGUCGCACACUUGCCGACUCCAUCCGCUCUCGCAAACCGUAUGCAGUAAACCUACUCGUGGGCGGUUAUGACACAAGCACGCACACUCCUAGUCUCUACUGGGUUGACUACCUCGGCACACAAGCAAGCGUGCCAUUCGGGGCACAUGGGUAUGGGAGCUAUUUCGCGCUCAGUUUGCUGGAUAGAUAUCAUAAUCCCGAAGCCACACUUGAAGAAGGACUAGAUACACUGCGGCGAUGCAUCGACGAAGUGUCCAAGCGACUGAUCGUUGCGCCUGGAAAAUACAAAGUUAAGAUUGUAGACAAGGAUGGCGUACGAGAGAUUGAAUUGUAG